AUGUAUGCACUUAUAGAAACCAUAACUGCUAGUCUCCUAUGGAUAGCCAGAGGGCGUAAUUUACAACUUAGCAGCGCACAAACUGAUGCCAAAGUUGCAAAGCUUGAAAGACAAGUCAAAAGGAUACGGUUAAGGCUUGAUAAAUAUGACAAGAAGUUUCAAAGAGAAGACCAAAAGAUCAAAGAUAUGAAAACGAGCAAACAAGAAAUCGCGGCGCCGCAGCAAACGUUCGGAGAAACAGAACGCCAAGACAACAAUAAGCACACAAAUAUAAUUCAAAUAUCAUCGGAAAUAGAAGCGGAAACCAUACAGCUAAAAUCGAAGGAGGAAGAAUUGGUUGGCCUAAGACAAGAGCUAGGGCAAGUAAUUGUAGAGUUAGAGAAGCUACGGAAGCAGGAAAGUUUGCAUCAAGAAGCUCUACAGCGAGAACAGAAGGAUUUCAGUGUAAAGUUACAGGGUGUUAAGAAUACACUGAACAACGAUAUCCAAUGUUUAACCAAUAAACUGAGAGUAGAAGAAAAAAGGAAACAUCUACUUUUUCAACAAGUUCAAACACUCCAGGGAACAGUCCGUGUAAUAUGUCGCAUCCGACCAGAUACAUCCGGUCAGUUACUGGAAUACACAACGGAGACAGGAUACUUCUACGACCACGCGACUAAGUUAAUAAUAGUCCAGGAAGAAGCGCUGCAGUAUGAGUUUGAGCGGAUAUUUCUCCCCAAGGAUACAAACGAUGAUAUUUUCAACGGAAUCAGCCACUUCGUGAAAUCGGUCCUUGACGGGAAAAAGGCUUGUAUAUUCUGCUAUGGCCAAUCGGGUACCGGUAAGACAUACACGAUGAGUAAUCUAGAUAACGUGGGGAAUCGAAAAGACGACGUCGACUACGAGAAUGAUGGUAUUAUCCCAAGGGUGAAGACAAUGAUCUUCAGCGAGAAGAAAAGGCUCCGCGAGCUCGGCACUGAGCUCGUGGUUAGUGCACGCUGUUUUGAGAUCUACGACGAGAAUCUGUGGUUAAUACGAGCAGACGGAAGUAAGGAGAAACCACGGGCUGUGAGCAGCAUCGUGAAUUCAGAAUUCCAGACGCUCGACUCGGCUAAGGACUUCAGCGCUUUAGUCAACACCGGGAUGAAAAAUAGACAUUUCGGAGCGACUGCUUUGAACAAGAGCUCGUCUCGGUCUCAUUUCAUCAUUAGCCUCAAAAUAGUCACCAAAAUCGACGGUGGCCACGGUAAACCACGCGAAGGCCUGUUCAGCCUGGUAGAUCUCGCGGGCUUCGAGAGGACCGAACAAGCAGAAACCAUGGGGAAAGCUUUCAAGGAAGGCAACGACAUUAACUUAUCACUCAUGGCACUAAGAAGCACAUUAGACGCUCUUGCCAAGAAUAGACCCCUAAAGUUUAGGGAUAGUAUACUCACGAUGGUCCUGCAGCCCUUUCUUGGCGAGGACAGCAUGACACUCAUGUUUGUUAUGAUUAGCCUUUUGAAGGAUAACUGGCAGGCGACUAAGUGGACACUCGAGCUUGCGAAGAUCGCUCGGGUCGCAAAGAAACGAAACAGAGAUAGUGAACGUGCGGCAGCGGCAGCGGCGGCGGGAAGGAGGAAGCCGAACGUACCAGCAAGUACAGCUCAACUGCGAAGGGGCAGGAAAUAA
Messenger RNA from Daldinia loculata, 1647 nucleotides. Its product is annotated as P-loop containing nucleoside triphosphate hydrolase protein. The coding region runs from base 1 to 1647 and encodes 548 amino acids. The transcript has 2 exons. Gene Ontology annotation, molecular function: ATP binding; microtubule motor activity; microtubule binding. The record is from RefSeq and is a predicted model, not a curated record. Gene Ontology annotation, biological process: microtubule-based movement. NCBI's taxonomy places the organism in Eukaryota, Fungi, Ascomycota, Sordariomycetes, Xylariales, Hypoxylaceae.